GGCUUUCCGUACAGAAGUAUUGAGAAAUGAUAAAAAGGUCAAGAUUUAUUAUACAAGCGAUCCCGAAAGUAUUACGGAAAUCUUUAAAGAAUGUUAUGAAGAAGAAAAAACAAAAGAUCUCAUGGAAUUCUUGGAGGCUAAAGGAGUAACUGAUCUCAGUAGUUUCUCAAGAAAAUCUGAUGAAGAAUACAGAGAAUUGGGAUACGAUAAAAACAGUCAAGGUAACUCUGGGGAAGCGAGAGAUAUCCAGCAAAGGCUCCUUGGUUUCUUGGAAGAGUUUGGUAAAAGCGACUUUGUCAAGAAUAAAUACGGGGAGAAUGUAUUUGAAUUUGCUGUGUUUACCAAAAAAGAUGAUUAA
Messenger RNA from Racocetra fulgida, 358 nucleotides. The record is from the annotation of a GenBank genome assembly. Lineage: Eukaryota; Fungi; Glomeromycota; Glomeromycetes; Diversisporales; Gigasporaceae.